CCUGCUGGUGACAUCACAGAGGGGAGAGUUCCACGAGAAUAGUCAGGCCUUUCUGGAAGCCCAGUGCCACAGUCUGCACUGAGCUCGGCUCAGGAAAGAAGGGAAAUCCAGGCGGGGCCUGUUGGGCCCAGGUCUUGAGCUCUGUUUGCUCCAGAGUUCCCAGCACAGUCAUGGAUCAAAACUCAGUGCCUGAAAAGGCUCAGAAUGAGGCAGACACCAAUAAUGCAGAUAGGUUCUUUCGCUCUCACUCAUCACCCCCACACCACAGGCCAGGCCACAGCGGAGCUCUCCACCAUUACGAGUUGCACCAUCACGGCAUGCCCCACCAACGUGGUGGAUCUCACCACCCUCCGGAGUUCCGAGGCUUCCACGACCAAGCCUUGUCCUCCCAUGUCCACCAAUCUCACCACCACAGCGAGGCACGGAAUCAUGGCAGAGCCCAUGGCCCCAUAGGCUUUGGCCUGGCUCCCUCUCAAGGCGCCGUCCCCUCCCACCAUUCCUAUGGUGAGGACUACCAUGAUGAGCUCCAGCGUGAUGGCCGGAGGCAUCAUGAUGGGUCCCAAUACAGUGGGUUCCAUCAGCAGAGUGACUCCCAUUACCAUAGGGGGUCUCACCAUGGCAGACCCCUACAUCUCGGUGAGAAUUUAUCCCACUAUUCCUCUGGCGUGCCCCACCACAGCGAGGCUUCCCACCAUGGUGGGUCCUACCUGCCCCAUGGACCCAGGCCCUACAGUGAGUCCUUCCACCACAGCGAGGCUUCCCACCACAGCGGGCUCCAACAUGAUGAGUCCCACCAUCACCAAGCCCACCACCAUGACUGGUCCCAUCAUCAUGAAGCCCACCACCAUGGCUGGCCCCACCAUCACCAAGCCCACCACCAUGACUGGUCCCAUCAUCAUGAAGCCCACCACCAUGGCUGGCCCCACCAUCACCAAGCCCACCACCAUGACUGGUCCCAUCAUCAUGAAGCCCACCAGCAUGGAAGGUCUCCUCAUCACGGAGAGACCCUUUCUCCUCAUUCCUCUGUGGGGUCCUACCAGCGUGGGCUAUCUGACUAUCACAGCGAGUACCACCAAGGUGAUCACCACCCCAGUGAGUACCACCAUGACGAGCAUCCCCACCACACACAGCACCACUACCACCGGACCCACCAGCACCGAGACCACCAUCAGCACCGAGACCACCAUCAGCACCGAGACCACCACGGCACGUAUCAUUCCGGUUACCUCCAUGGCGACUACCAGGACAGGGACUACGUCCAGAGCACUUCCCAGCUCUCUAUCCCACACACGUCCUGGAGCCUGAUUCAUGAUGCCCCCGGCCCUGCUGCUUCUCGUACAGGAGUCUUCCCCUCUCACGUGGCACACCCACGGGGCUCGGCUCACAGCAUGACUCGGUCCUCCAGCACAAUCCAUUCACGUGCCACCCAGAUGUCCAAAAAAGUCCAUACCCAGGAUAUCUCCACCAAAGAUUCAGAAGACUGGCGCAAAGAAGAGGGGCAAUUUCAGAAACGCAAAACCGGCCGGCUCCAGCGGACCCGCAAGAAGGGACACUCUACCAAUGUCUUCCAGUGGCUGUGGGAAAAGCUAACCUUCCUCAUUCAGGGCUUCCGGGAAAUGAUCCGGAACCUGACCCAAUCCCUGGCCUUUGAAACUUUCAUCUUCUUCAUCGUCUGCCUCAACACUGUCAUGCUGGUGGCCCAGACCUUCGCUGAAGUCGAGAUCCGGGGCGAUUGGUACUUCAUGGCCUUGGACUCCAUAUUCUUCUGCAUCUACGUGGUGGAAGCCCUGCUCAAGAUCAUCGCCCUGGGCCUCUCGUACUUCUAUGACUUCUGGAACAAUUUGGACUUCUUCAUUAUGGCCAUGGCCAUGCUGGACUUCUUGCUGAUGCAGACCCACUCCUUCGCCAUCUACCACCAAAGCCUCUUCCGGAUCCUCAAGGUCUUCAAGAGCUUGCGGGCCCUGAGGGCAAUCCGGGUCCUGCGGAGGCUCAGUUUCCUGACCAGCGUCCAGGAAGUGACAGGGAUCCUGGGCCAGUCCUUGCCAUCCAUCGCAGCCAUCCUCAUCCUCAUGUUUACCUGCCUCUUCCUCUUCUCCGCGGUCCUCCGGGCACUGUUCCGCAAAUCUGACCCCAAGCGCUUCCAGAACAUCUUCACCACCAUCUUCACCCUCUUCACCUUGCUCACGCUGGAUGACUGGUCCCUCAUCUACCUGGACAGCCGUGCCCAGGGCGCCUGGUACAUCAUUCCCAUCCUCAUAAUUUAUAUCAUCAUCCAGUACUUCAUCUUCCUCAACCUGGUGAUUACUGUCCUGGUGGAUAGCUUCCAGACGGCGCUGUUCAAAGGCCUCGAGAAAGCGAAGCAGGAGAGGGCCGCCCGGAUCCAAGAGAAGCUGCUGGAAGACUCACUAACGGAGCUCAGAGCCGCAGAGCCCAAAGAGGUGGCGAGUGAAGGCACCAUGCUGAAGCGGCUCAUCGAGAAAAAGUUUGGGACCAUGACUGAGAAGCAGCAGGAGCUCCUGUUCCAUUACCUGCAGCUGGUGGCAAGCGUGGAGCAGGAGCAGCAGAAGUUCCGCUCCCAGGCAGCCGUCAUCGAUGAGAUUGUGGACACCACAUUUGAGGCUGGAGAAGAGGACUUCAGGAAUUGAACCCAGGAGGACACCAGAUACAGACUUCAGCCCCUGGCAGUCUGCCCACCUGGGUGCACUGGGACGGGUCCCCAGAUCUGCUGGAAUGAUUGUCCGGGCCCUGCAGAGCAGGGGCCCCAACAGAGUUUUUAAACCCCA
Molecule: messenger RNA, 2783 nt
Organism: Pongo pygmaeus (Bornean orangutan)
Lineage: Eukaryota; Metazoa; Chordata; Mammalia; Primates; Hominidae
Gene: CATSPER1
Product: cation channel sperm associated 1
Exons: 12
Coding region: 171-2645 (824 amino acids)
Biological process (GO): regulation of cilium beat frequency involved in ciliary motility; flagellated sperm motility; spermatogenesis
Cellular component (GO): membrane; CatSper complex
Molecular function (GO): voltage-gated calcium channel activity; calcium-activated cation channel activity
Source: RefSeq, a predicted model, not a curated record